Messenger RNA from Theobroma cacao (cacao), 1031 nucleotides. RefSeq lists its product as uncharacterized. The record is from RefSeq and is a predicted model, not a curated record. NCBI's taxonomy places the organism in Eukaryota, Viridiplantae, Streptophyta, Magnoliopsida, Malvales, Malvaceae.
UGCUUGUCUGAUACAGAGACAAGAGUGGAAAUCAAAAACGAUUGCCAUGAGGCCAACAACUGUUGGGGUUUCGACAGGUGCAGGUCCACAGCCACCUCAGAAUUUCAAACCCAAAUCAGAAUGGAAGCAUGAAGAAGCAGCAAGUUUUUUGUUUGUUUAUCUUCCUGGAUUUGUGGCAGAUCAAUUAACUAUAAAACCUGACUACUCGAAUAGGACGGUGAAGGUUCAAGGAGAGCGUCGGCUUCCCAAUAACAAAGUAUUGCCUGUAAACGAAACUUUCAGCAUCCCUGAAGAUUGUAUCUUGGCGAAAAUGGAAAAACAAUUUGGGCGGGGAAUUCUAUUGUUUAAAAUUCCAAGGGAUGUUAUUCCACAACUAACCCCAAGAAAGCCUCAAGAAACAGUAGGUGGCCGGGUGACUCGAGAGGAUGAAGACACUACUGGUCCUUCAAAACAAACAUCCACCACUGGUUUAGAGAAACAACGUCCGGAUAAAGCAGCUGCAAUCGUUCCUCUGGUAACAACUGCCACCGACGAAGGUGCGGUUUCAACGAAGGCAAUAGAUGAAAACAAGGCAAAGACAGGUUCCACGAGUGAUGAACAAAAGUUGGUUGAAAAGAAGGAAGAGAAUGAAGAGGAAAGUUAUAAAGAGCAAAGCCAGGAAUCAGCCAUGUCUUCAGCGAUGGUUGCUGAUAAAGUUGAAGUGAAAGAAAAGGAAAAGAGUCAGAAAUCUAGUGAUGCAAAAGGGAAGGAAAAGGAAACCGUAAAGGCAAAUCUUGUUUUGGAAAAGAAAGGCAUGGUGGAGGAACUGAAUGAAGAUAGGUCAUUAUUAGUCAACAUGGGCGCAGCCAUCCUGAUUAUUGCAGCACUAGUAGUUUCUCUAUUUUAUACCUUAAUAAGGUCAUAAACUAGCUAGGGUCUUUGGAACCAAAAUGCACUGUCAUAUAUAAGUCAUGUUGCCUAUGAUUAUGUAUCACCCUAGCUACAAGUUGAAGCUCUAUAUAUAUAUAUAUAUAUUGGAAUGUGAUAUUUUA